Messenger RNA from Drosophila rhopaloa, 2667 nucleotides. RefSeq names its product calcium uniporter protein, mitochondrial (gene MCU). Gene Ontology annotation, biological process: mitochondrial calcium ion homeostasis; calcium import into the mitochondrion. Gene Ontology annotation, cellular component: uniplex complex; mitochondrial inner membrane. The record is from RefSeq and is a predicted model, not a curated record. Gene Ontology annotation, molecular function: calcium channel activity; uniporter activity. Lineage: Eukaryota; Metazoa; Arthropoda; Insecta; Diptera; Drosophilidae. The transcript is spliced from 8 exons. Bases 874 to 2226 code for a protein of 450 amino acids.
AUAGCUGUAGCACGAUAAAAAUAGCACGUGCUAACAGGUACUUGAAAAUAAGAAAGUACAUAGUUGCAAAAAGAAAAUAAUAGUAAAAUCGCGUGUUCUUAUAGCCGGCUUAUAAUAAAAAAAUAGUUUGGGGCAAAGAGAGUGCAAAGAGAAAAAGAGAGAGCGAAAAGCCCACUAAAACGCCGCCUGGCCAAUUAAAAAUUGCCAGAAUAUAUAUCUUUCCAUAUAUAUUUCUAUUCCGAGUGCUAAUCGUCUGGGUUUAUCCCAUGUGCCGCGUAUGAAAAGCUAAAGAAAAUUCGCUAAUAAAACCGGUAAUUUCUCUUUCCCCCAUCUCUGCAAAAUAUCCCCAUCUUUCUUUUUGGCGCCGUUCUUUGUUGUUUUUAUUGUUAUUUGCGGCUUGUUGCAUUUUCCGUUUCACAACUUACGUUUGUUUAAGCAAUCAAAAAUAAUCAUAAAUCAUAUUAAAAUGUUAAGUGACAAAAAAUUAUGUUGGUCUAUUUUGAUUAUUUAUCGUGAGCUCUAUUUGGUCGAGUUUGUCAGUUUCGGAAAACUCUAACGGUGCCUUUAAAAUCCACAAGAAUGAAAGAGGCAUCGCUGAAGUUUUCGGUGCGAAUAAAAAAUUAUCGGAUCGUCCAAAAAAUUUCCAAAUUUGAUUCUGAGUGAAAAAUCGUGAAAAGCCUCCCAGUGUUAUUUAUAUUUUGAGUUUAUUUUGUAUCAAAAGCCACAAGUUCCAGAGUUUCAACAUUACUCAUUAUUUACCCUCUAUAACCGGUGUUUUUGUGAUUCACGACCUUCGAAAAGAAUAAAGAAGAGAGUAUUCGGUGUGCUGUGUGCGUCCAGCUGUAGAACCAGUUCCAGUUAACUCCGAGAAUCAUGUCCAGAAAUAGGGCUGCCAUGGUCAGCGCCUUCAAGCUGUUCCUGCGCCCCUCGACCACCCAUCGAAGUCUCGCCCUUCGCUUGGCCCCCGUCACGACCUUUGCCCUGCAUUUACGGCCAGGUCAUGAGCUCCAGCAGCACAGAAGCUUCGCAUCCACGGCGGAGGAUGACGAGACGAGCGGCGGCAAGAAGUCGGACAAGCAUAAAAAACCGACGACGGGAGAUAUCACGCGACUCACUGUGGCCGAGUUGAAAACGCGGCUAAGAGCCCUCGGACUGAGUGCAACGGGCCGAAAACAAGACCUAGUAGAACGGCUAACAAAAUCCACCAACUGCGGUCCAACAACACUGGCUACAACGCCGGCGAUACCAACAACAGGUUCCAAUUUGUCGUCGGAGGUGUUCAUUGGGGAGCUCGUAAAUAAUUCCGACACGACCUCUGUCCCCAAAAACACUGUUCAACAAAAUGACGACAUCUAUGUGGAAUAUGUGAAUGGUAUGCCACAUAUGACUGUUAGACUUCCCAGUCGCAACGAACUCUGCCAGUUCGCCCUGAAACCAAUCUCCCACAACGUAGGCGAUCUGUUAACCAUGCUAAAAGCUGAGGACCGCGGCAUCGAUCGAGCUGCGGUGAUCAACAGGCAUGGUGUGCGGAUCGCUUCGUCCUGCACUAUCGACAGUUUGUUGGAUGACUCCUUUAGCAUACAAAUCAACAACCGCACAUUGGAGGUGAAUCCACCCAAACGUGAAAGGAUUACGGUGGAGUCAGUCGAUAAAGUGGGUGAUGUUCGCAAGGUUAUUGCUCAGCUCUAUGAGGCAUUCAACGUGGGCGAAUAUCAGCUGGAGAAGAGCAAUCAACUGGCCAAAGAACUGGAGACCUUACGCUACGAACUGGAGCCACUGGAAGAGAAAAAACUGGAACUUAGCAAAAAGGCAGCUCGUCGCACAAAUUUUAUGACUUGGAUGGGUCUGGGCCUUAUGUCUGUGCAAUUUGGCAUCUUGGCGCGACUGACUUGGUGGGAAUACUCUUGGGAUAUUAUGGAGCCGGUCACCUAUUUUGUUACUUACGGCACGACAAUGGCAAUGUAUGCCUACUAUUGCGUUACCAAGAGGGAGUACAUGAUGGAGGAUGUUAAGAAUCGCGAGUACUCGCUUACCCUUUAUAGGAACGCCAAAAAGGUCCAAUUCGAUGUGGAGCAGUACAACGAACUGAAGCGGAAGUCCGCUGAGUUGGAGUACAAUCUUAGAAGGAUUAACGAUCCACUUAAUAUGCAAUUGCCAUCGCAUCUGGUACGGACCCAGGAAAAUACGCCACCAACCCAAAUCGAAGAGAAGACGGAGCGGAAGUAAACUAAAGGACUUCGUAACAAUCAGUGCCGAGACAGGGGAAAAUGGAAACUCAAACUAAUUUUAGCUCCCUCAAAUUAGAUAACAAAUAAAAGCCUCCCCUUUUAGAUAAUGAAGUUCAGGUGAUCGAAAUGUUGUAGCAAUCGUUUGAGAGGAUUUUGUGUACGCAUCACAUGUUGUGUAAAUUCAACUUUAGUUUUUCUCUUUAUGUUAACUAAAAUGUUUUAGUUGUUUAUGUUACGAUUAAUUAGUUUAAGCCAAAGUUUGACGAUUCAUAAAAACGCACAAGGUUAUUCUGACGCCUGCAGUUUUAUCAAAGCUGAUAACAUUAUUUUACUUAUAAUUUUUAGUUAUUUAUUGCAAGUGAGAGAUUUGUUUAACGCCUAAGGCAAUUUUUGUGUGUGCAAGUUUUAGCAAAAUAUAUGAAUUAUUUAUUGACUAUUA